UAACAGUCCCCGCCCCAACAUCUCUUUACAACAAGCCAGCCGCAGCAAAAUGGCGACACGGGAUACCGGGGUUCCCCUGAUGUCUCCUGGGCAGGAUGAAGCCAACCCGGACCCCUUUGCUGCAGCCUCCCAGGACUCGCAGGAGUGCGGGCUAAAGCAGCCUGUGUGUAGUGAGGGAACAGCUGCAAGUGUGCCUGCGCUGGGCGAGCUAGAGAUAGCACAGAGACUGGAGGCAACCCGGUGGGAGCUUGGGAACCGCAGGAAGAUCCUCAUGAGGAACCUGCCGCAGGACUGCACCAGCCAGGAUAUCCAUGACUUGCUGAAAGGCUAUGAAAUUAAAUACUGCUACGUGGACAAAAAUAAAAAAACAGCCUUCAUCACGUUAUUAAAUGGAGAGCAAGCACAAAAUGUCAUUCAGAAGUUCCAUCAGUACGCACUCCGUGACAGAGACAUUUCAGUUCAACUUCAGCCUACGGAUGCUGUACUCUGUGUUACCAAUUUACCCCCGUUUUUUACAUUGCAUGACUUUGAAGAUUUAGUGAGAGCUUAUGGCAAUACUGAGAGAUGCCUGCUGGUCUACAGUGAAUUUACAGGUCAUUCCAAAGGAUAUGGAUUUGUGGAAUACAUGAAAAAAGAUUCUGCCUCUAAAGCUAGACUGGAAUUAAUUGGGAAAACGUUGGCAGAAUAUACCCUUUUUGCACAAUGGAUGGAUAGCAAUCAGCUAACCACAGAACUUAUUCACUCAAAGUGCCUGUGUGUUAAUAAGCUUCCCAAGGGCUACAAUGAUUCUAAUGAACUAACACAGCUGUUCUCUGCUUUAUACAAACCAUUGUUCUGCCAGUUGGCUGAAGAUGAAGUUGGUUGUUUUGUUGGUUUUGCAGUGGUGGAGUAUGAGACAGCUGAGCAGGCUGAGGAGGUAAGAAAGUCAAUGGAUGGUACCACUGUCAAAGGAAGCAGAAUCCAGCUGUCCUUCUGUGCCCCGGGCUCUCCAGGCAGAAGCACUUUAGCAGCUCUUAUAGCAGCACAAGGAAUGCUGCAGAAUAAUAGGAAAGGAUUGCUUCCAGAACCAAACCCAGUACAAAUAAUGCAAAGUUUUAGUAACCCAGCAAUGUUACAGAUGCUGUUGCAACCCCAGCAAAGAGGAAGACCGGGAAAGCAUGGUUCAACAUCAGGACGGCCUCACUUUGUGAAUCCGACAGUAAGCCAAGCCUUACUACAACUCAACAAACUGCAUCAGACACAAGGUAUGGGAGGUAAUUCCCUGCUUCAAAACUUCUCACAUCUACAAAUGGCACAGAAGCAACUUUUGCAGCUAAAAAGUGCUCAGUCGAAUAAUUGUAAACCUGGCCUUCUCGGAGAAGCUCCAGUCUCCGUGUUACAGACAGGAAUGGGCCCAUCACAGCCAGGAUCAGUGGAGGCUUCGCAACAAGAUGGGCAGAAAAGCAUGAUGCCUUUCUACCACAAUCCGCACAUGAGUUCAGUUCUGUCCCGUCUGACACAGGAUAAACAGCCGACAUCUAUAGCUUUGCUGGAAGGGGCAGGAUCUCAGCCUUAUUUACAGCAGUCUGGAUCAGUGCUUACAGGGCCGAAUCAGCCACAAAACCAGCCUGCUAGCUCUGGGUCACCACUCUUGAAUAAAUCCAGUAAUCAGACCUCACUUCUGGGUGAGCCUCCAAGAGAUAUCAGACUGAGUACAAAUCCAUAUCUAAAUCUGGCAAGUGUGUUGGCUGGUUCCUCAAUAGCAGGCAUGGGCUUACGGAACAUUCAGCAACAUAAUAUGAAUAGAUCAACCACUCAGGAAUCGGCAUCACAGCCUGGGUUGGAAAGUUAUUUUGGCUACAGUCAGCAAUAUGGAGAUUAUUCACAGGAAGCCCUGCAGCAGUGGUACGAUCAAUAUUCUGCUUACAGCAGCAGUCAAGUGGAGCAGUCCCAUAGUGAAGAGCAAGCUGAGCAGCAAAACUCAUAUACAACUGGAGUUGAAGGAGAGAAUUACUAUUAUCAGUCGUCUUCUGGUUUGGCGUAUGGAAAUUAUAGUGCAUAUGUCCAAGCACCACCAACAUACUACUCCAGUGCCCAGAUGACCUACCAGGCGGAGAGUACAGCGCCAUCUAAUAAGGCAUCAACUAAAGAAAAGAGAGCGUAUAUUUUAUCUGCUACAGAGGCCAGCCCAGCAGGAUACAUGAAUCCGUUAACAGAAGGUUCGGGAGAGCACUAUGGCGAUUCAUACUUUAAAAGGAAGAAAGUUUAUUAAUUGUGUGAACUAUACAAGUCCCUUCUGCUUCCAUCAUCACAUACCCAAAGAUGCACAAUGCAGUUCAUCUUCUUCUAAGCCUUUUAGCAGGGAACUAAAGGGUUACAUUCAACUUCUCAGGCUGAAUUGUUUAUUAUAAAUGGUAAAAAUCUUAAGAUUUGUAGAUAUUUUCUACACCGGAAUAUGUCUUGGUAAAUAACAUAUUUGAUAAUAUAAUAAUAUUGCUAUUGCCUGCAAAAAAAAGUUAAUUUGUAAAUAUUAAGCAAUAAAGUUAAUAGUAAAGAUUUACUUUUACAAGUGACUUCAAAUGGCCUGUGUUUGCCUACAAGCUGAUGCACUGAUGGACACCUCUGUAUUAGCCACUAGAGCCGGCAACAUCUUCCAACUGUGACUGUGUCUCCAAUGGCAUGCUUUCCAAAAACUUCCUUACCUCCUGUAGUUUUUGAGCAAUAAAAAAAUAAAACCUUGUUGAAAUCUG
Molecule: messenger RNA, 2729 nt
Organism: Xenopus tropicalis (tropical clawed frog)
Lineage: Eukaryota; Metazoa; Chordata; Amphibia; Anura; Pipidae
Source: RefSeq, a predicted model, not a curated record